CCUGCUCUCUGAUGUCCCCCCACUGCGAUUGCCGGGAUGUACACAUCAACUGUACAGGAAGAGGGCUGACACAUGUACCGGUAGACGCUGAGAAAGAGAUAACUUGGUUUUACCUUGGAAGCAACAACCUAAGUGAGACGAUGAACAACCAAACAUUCAUUCAUCUCGACAGGCUCAUUUAUCUAGAUCUGAGCAACAACAGCAUUGUUUACCUUCUUCCUGGAAUGUUCGCCACUCUCUGGCAACUGUCAGUGCUGGACCUCCACAACAACCAACUCACUCGCCUGGCUAACGGCUCCUUCACCGGUCUGGCGUCUGUCAAAGGCCUACACUUACAAGGCAAUAAGAUAGAGGUAUUGGAGACAAUGGCAUUCUACGGCUUGACAUCGCUGAAGACGUUAGACUUGAGUGAACAAAGUAUUAGAAUUAUUGAACCUGGAGCAUUUGUGGGUCUCAGAAGCUUAAAUGGGCUGGACCUUUCGAAGAACCAAAUCAGAUUUUUAGAGCAAGGAUCGCUGAGAGGGAUGCCGCAACUAUUCUUCCUGGUUUUGGAUGGAAACCACAUCAAAGCUAUCGAGCAAUCGGUGUUCCUGGGUUUACCAACACUCGACAAGUUGGUUACUGAUGAGUUUCGGUUCUGUUGCCUGGCGAGACAUGUCCGACUCUGCCUUCCGCCCCCUGAUGAGUUCAGCAGCUGCGAGGAUCUGAUGAGCAAUCUCGUCCUGAGACUGUGUGUCUGGCUGCUAGCAGGCAUUGCAAUCGUGGGAAACAUUCUCGUCAUUGUUUGGCGGAGCGGCUAUAGCUAUUGCAACCAGGUGCAUUCAUUCCUAAUCACCAACUUGGCCGUGGGUGAUCUACUCAUGGGCUCCUAUCUACUCACAAUAGCUCUCGUAGAUCGUCACUACCGCGGAGUCUACUUCAUAUACGAUUCCGCCUGGAGAUCUAGUCGUUAUUGCGCAAUGGCUGGAUUUCUCUCCACAUUCUCCAGUGAGUUGUCUGUCUUCACCCUUACAGUAAUCACUCUCGAUCGCUUUCUCGUGAUCAUCUUUCCAUUCCGCGUCCGUAGGCUGGAGAUGACUCGUACCAAGCGGUUGAUGCUGCUGGGCUGGCUUUUGGCUGCUUUACUCUCCGCACUACCACUGAUGCACAUCAACUAUUUCCACAACUUCUACGGCCGCUCAGGCGUGUGUCUAGCGUUGCACAUCACCCCGGACAAGCCCAACGGUUGGGAAUACUCUGUCUUUGUGUUCUUGUUCCUGAACCUCCUCUCCUUCAGCGUGAUAGCAGCGAGCUAUCUCUGGAUGUUCGUGGCGGCCAGGACCACUCAGCAGGCCGUGUCUCGGGACCGCCGCACCAACGAGGCUGCAAUGGCCUGGAGGAUGUCCUUGCUGGUAGCGACAGACGCUGCCUGCUGGGUACCUAUUAUUGGUCUCGGUCUAUACUCCCUGGCUGGGUUUACCGUUCCUCCACAGGUGUUCGCGUGGGUGGCUGUGUUCGUGUUACCGCUGAAUGCUGCAGUAAACCCUGUCCUGUACACUUUGUCCACCGCACCAUUUAUCAACCCUGCGCGCCACGGUCUUCUGUCCUUCCGCAACUCCUGCAAGUUGUCCCGGAACACCUGCACGUUCUCAAUGCCACCAACAAGGCAUCAAGGAAGUGGCAGGGAACAGUCACAGGAAAAAUGCUUCACUAUUUCCAAGAGGACCUCUAUCAGGUAUUGUUAAAUGUGUUAACUAGUUGUGUUAACUACUAUAUAUGGAGUAUAUAUUUCAUAGUAGCACUUGAUUGACAAGUUCUCUUUAAUCUCCCAACCGUAUUUUUGUUGCUUUAGGUGGCAACCUAGAGUG
Molecule: messenger RNA, 1847 nt
Organism: Homalodisca vitripennis (glassy-winged sharpshooter)
Lineage: Eukaryota; Metazoa; Arthropoda; Insecta; Hemiptera; Cicadellidae
Product: G-protein coupled receptor GRL101-like
Exons: 14
Coding region: 12-1724 (570 amino acids)
Biological process (GO): G protein-coupled receptor signaling pathway
Cellular component (GO): membrane
Molecular function (GO): G protein-coupled receptor activity; protein binding; protein-hormone receptor activity
Source: RefSeq, a predicted model, not a curated record